GUUACAUAAAGAAUUCAUAGGAAUAUUUCAUCGUCCUAAAAUUGUCCACUAUUGGGAAGUGUCCGCUAUUCAGAGUGUCCACUAUAGAGAGAUUUCACUGUAAUUGUGAGCCGUGUGCGAUAAUCGUGAACUCGCGAGCGGCUUUGAUGACUGUAAUAAUAUGCGCUGGCAUCAAUCAUGAUACACAUUUAUAAUGCUUUGUGUCGUACAGAGCAGCAAUGACCAUACAUAGAGUCGAGAGAGCUUUUUUGUUUUCUGCCGAUUCAUUUACCGAUUUCAUUAACUUCGUUAACGAUUCGACACGAUCGCGGGUCAUCAUUGCAAUAAUUUCUAAUUUACAGCUAGUUAUAAUCGAGUCGAUUAAUUUUCAUUAUAAACCAUGAUUCCCGUAUCUUUUUUAGUACAUUAACCGAUUUUUUACAAAACUUCCGCAAUGACGUAUACCCACGCUCUCGCGUAAGAUUAGAUUUGCUCCGUAGAGCGCACGAGAAAAAAAAAGUUGGAGGAAGCUUACAGUAUGCAUCGAGCUGUGCUAUCAGGCAUCGCUUUUCUAGGAAAAAAAAGAAGAAGAAAAGAAAAAUCGAAAUCUUCGCGCAUAACGAAACACUAAGUGCGCAAAGUAUGAGAAACGGAGAAAAAAAAUAGAAGAAGAGCUCGAGUGCGGCGAAACAUCUAACAGCCCAGCUCGCAGCUCCGCAGGCAGCAGCGGCACACGCUCGUUUGUGUAUCAUCGCGAAAGUAUCGCGGCAGAAAAUCAUCUCUCGAAGCUCGAUCGCGGCUCGCGCAGCGCAGCGGCUAAUUUAUUACAAAAACAAAAACAGUAUACGCACGUAGAGAGGCGAUCCGUGUAUGUGUGUAUGUGUACGAUCGGAGAGUAGGAGGAAAAAAAAAGAAGAACGCAAGAAGAAAAGAAAGUAUAUAAGUAGGCUAUAAGCGUUGGAGAUAAAGCUCGAGCUGCUGCUGCUGCAGCUGCCACACACACACACACACACAGCAUAGUUGUUAUCGGUUGCAAUGCGAAAAUUGGCACGUUCCACACCGAGUGCAGCGCAUCAUCAUCAUCGUCGUUGUCAGUCGUACAAAAGGCAUCCGCAGCACACACGCAUGUAUAAACACAACGACACUACACAAAGUUGAAUGCGCUUCUUCGUGUGCCUUAUUACUAUAUAUAUACAGCGAGUUAUUUUUUCUCACUCGGGUUAUAAUCGCAUUGUCAAUUUACUUUAACACGAUGUUUACAGAGCGCAAUCGGUAUUAUUAUUGACGCGUACCGGUAUUGGAUGCUGCGCGCAAGCUCGAAUCGUGCGCUUGAUUUUUUAACAAUAUCGCAAUCGGACUGAUUUUUCGCGUGCGUAUAAACGGUACAAUUGGUAAAUAAAAAGAAACACGAGAAGAGAGAAAGGAAGAAAGAAAGCAAGAAAGAAAUUAAUUACGAGGCAUUAGUUAUGCAAACGACGCAAUAAUGUAUGUGUUGAUUUAUUUUGACAUUUAGCGUGCGCGCAAGCUCCUUCUCUCUCUCUCUCUCUACUUAUUUGCAUGACGGUAUAUAUCUUUUGUUUGAUAAGGCCAAUUGCGAAGUUCGAUCGCUUUGGUGACUCGAAAAUUCUGUUAUACAUCGCAACAAAGAGCAGCUCUGGGGGCACGAUGCGAGAGAUUUGCACAUAGUAUAAUAGACAACGUCAUGGACUAAGGUUCUUUUUUCUUCAAUUUUUUUCCAUCGAUUAUCGAACUCAUCUUUUCUUUCGGAAAAUGCGAUCGCUAUUGUGCAUGUGAUAUUAUUUAUCUUGAAUUAACUUCGAAUAAGCGCGCGCGCUCGCAUACACAACGGAGAUAAGAUCGAGAAAGAAGAGAGAGAUUAUAAUUGGUAUAUUAUGAAAGAAAUAAAAAGAAAGAAAGAUAUUGGCAGCUCGAAACGAAAACGCGGAAGAAGCUCGUUAUAACGGGCGAAGAGCAUUUAUAAAGGACGUCGUGAAAAUAGAAAUGGGCAACGAAAAAAAAAGUUUGAUGCAAAGUGUAUGUAUAAGUGUGUAAUGUGUAGGCAUCGUACUCAUCUCAAUUGUUUCUUCCCCUUCCGGCUCUGUUUGUGCGCUGGUAUAAACUGCUCGAGGAGUGCAUGUAUAAAGUGACAGUUCAGCGUGCGGUACAUGGCAUAAUUGUAUCAUAACUCGAUAAAUGUACUGUCUUUAUAGCAUACGAUAAAGAUAGAGAAGAGUCCGCAGUCGCGCGAGUAAUCGAGUCUCUGAAAAAAGACGAAUAACGCAAUAAAGCAAUCAUGGAAGUGCUGAUACACGAGGCGAGCGGCGCCGCCAAGCUCGUUCGCACCAACGACCUCGACGAAUCCUGCGAGCAGCAACAACCUCUCGUCGUCGAUCGCCACGACAACAGUGCGACCAUCGUCCCUAUCUAUCAGAGCCAACCCUCCACCAGCAACGGCAGCGGCAGCAACAGUGGCAGCGGCAGCCGAAGCAUCAGCAGUCGCAGCAGCCAGGGUGGCCAGGGCGAGGAGAGCACGGGCGGCGACACGGGCAGCCAGAGCACCGGCCCCCUGUCCAACACGAAAAACGGCGAGAACAUGGACAUCUGCUUCGAGCGCAUCACCUACAACGUCUCGCUGGGCUGGCGCGGCGGCACCAAGACGAUUCUGCGCGGUCUGCACGGCCGACUGCCCGCGCGCCAACUCAUCGCCCUGAUGGGACCCUCGGGUGCUGGCAAGUCGUCGCUCCUCGACGUGCUCUCGGGCUAUCGCAUCACUGGCGUCGAGGGCAGCGUCUACGUCAACGGCCGGCCGCGAAAUCUCGAGGCCUUCAGGCGUUCCUCGGCCUACAUCACGCAGGACGAUCGACUGCAGCCGCUGCUCACCGUGCACGAGAACAUGCGCGUCUCGGCCGAUCUCAAGCUCGGCACGGACACGCCCAAGAGCGAGAAGAACACCAUAAUCAUGGAAAUCCUGACGACUCUCGGACUGUACGAGCACUUGAACACGCAGGCGGGCCGUCUGAGCGGCGGUCAGCGCAAGAGGCUGUCCAUCGCCCUCGAGCUCGUCAACAAUCCGACGGUUCUCUUCCUCGACGAGCCGACAACCGGUCUAGACAGCUCGUCGUGCACGCAAGUCUGCAACCUUCUAAAAUUAUUGGCGCGCCAAGGCAGAACGAUCAUAUGCACGAUUCACCAGCCGAGCGCCUCGCUCUUCCAGCUCUUCGAUCUGGUCUACGUGCUGGCCGCCGGCGAGUGCCUCUAUCAGGGCUCGACGGCCAAUCUCGUGCCCUACCUGGCCAAUCUCAAGAUGCCCUGCCCGGUGUAUCACAAUCCCGCGGAUUACAUAAUCGAGCUGGCUUGCGGCGAGUACGGCCACGAGAGCGUCAGGACACUGGUGGAGGGAGCUCAGAACGGAGUUAGUCUCAAAUGGUUCGACAAUCCCGAUGAGCUUCUGGACAACGAGUCUCUCAGAAGUAAGAUGAGCGAUUUUUUUUUAAAUUCUUAUCCAAUUUUCCAAUUAAAAUUAAAAAAAAAAUCGUGUCGAGCAGAAAAGUAUCCCCUGAAAAGCAACAAAGAGCAAAAGCAAGGAGCCCAGGCGACGAGUCAGAGUCACCAACUGAAAGUAUUAAUGCAGCGAGGCUGGAUCAAAGUCAAGAGAGAUACCACUCUGACGUAUCUUCGAAUGUUGGUCAACAUAUUGACGGGCAUGAUGCUGGGCUCGCUGUUCAUCGGGGCUGGCAACGACGCCACUCGCAUCCAUCAGAAUUACAAUCUGUUGUUCGGUUGCCUCAUUCAUCAUAUGAUGUCCACGCAGAUGCUGACUGUGCUGACGUUCCCGCAGGAGAUGAACAUACUAAAGAAGGAGCACUUCAAUCGCUGGUACAGCCUUAAGGCCUACUACACGUCGAUCACGCUGCUCGACAUACCCGUGAGCGUCGUCAGCUGCUUCUUCUUCUCGGUCGUCAUCUACUUCAUGUCGGAUCAGCCGCACGAGAACAACUGGCGAUUCCCCAUGUUCUUCGUCACGAGUCUGUUCGUCGUGUUCGUCGCCCAGAGCUUCGGCCUCAUGAUCGGCGCCUGCUGCGACGUCGUCAACGGCACCUUCCUGGCGCCGACCCUGUCCGUGCCCAUGAUGAUGUUCGCCGGCUUCGGCGUCAUGAUAUCCGAUCUACCGGCCUAUCUGCACUGGGGCAGCUAUAUCAGUUAUCUGAGAUACGGCCUCGAAGGCUACGUCAACGCCAUAUACGGAUUGAAUCGACCUGCCUUGAAUUGCGUCGACGUAGACCCAGAAGGCCCAGGUAUCGAUUUUUGCUUCUACAAGGAACCGAAAAAGUUCGUGAACGACGUCGUGGGAAUGUCGGAAAAUCAGUUCUGGAACGACAUGAUCUGCUUGACCAUCAUUCUCAUCGCCUUGAGGUUAAUCGCCUUUGUCCUGCUCCGUUGGAAGCUCAUGUCGACCAGAUAG
This is a messenger RNA of Trichogramma pretiosum, 4441 nucleotides long. RefSeq names its product ATP-binding cassette sub-family G member 4-like. Lineage: Eukaryota; Metazoa; Arthropoda; Insecta; Hymenoptera; Trichogrammatidae. The coding region runs from base 2273 to 4441 and encodes 722 amino acids. Gene Ontology annotation, cellular component: plasma membrane. The transcript has 8 exons. Gene Ontology annotation, molecular function: ATP binding; ATP hydrolysis activity; ABC-type transporter activity. The record is from RefSeq and is a predicted model, not a curated record.